Messenger RNA from Exserohilum turcica Et28A, 1212 nucleotides. RefSeq lists its product as uncharacterized. The transcript has 2 exons. Gene Ontology annotation, molecular function: heme binding; peroxidase activity. Gene Ontology annotation, biological process: response to reactive oxygen species; hydrogen peroxide catabolic process; cellular response to oxidative stress. The coding region runs from base 1 to 1212 and encodes 403 amino acids. Lineage: Eukaryota; Fungi; Ascomycota; Dothideomycetes; Pleosporales; Pleosporaceae. The record is from RefSeq and is a predicted model, not a curated record.
AUGAAGGCUCUUUCAUACUUUAGCUAUGCCCUUCUGGCCUGCGUUCCUCUGAGCGACGCUCACCCCAGCAUGGAUGAAACCAUGGCAGAUAUGCGCUACCUAGCCGCUCGCGAGAAGCGCCAGGCUUCCAAAGAACUCAUUGGCGAUCUUAAAACCCUCGCUGACUCUAAGCUUACUGCUAUCGGCAAGGAUAUCAAGGCGAUUAUCCUGGAUCAAAUGGCCGCCGAGUCCGCUACGAUGGACAGCUCGAUUCCUGUGGGAAACAUUGGAAGUGCAGCCUGCAAGGCUGACCUAUGCUGCCAUUGGAAGUGGCUCGCGUAUGAAAUGACAGCCAAGUUCAACGGUACUUCUGGUCGUUGCAGCAAGUUUGCUCGUCAGGCUGUGCGUCUAGGCUUUCACGAUGCAGCUGUCUGGUCCAAGAGCACCAGCUAUGGUGGCGCAGACGGCAGCAUCCUUCUUAGCGACGAAAUGACGCGAGCCGACAACAAUGGUCUUUCCGCCAUUGCCGACCAGACCAAAAAAUGGUACACCAAAUACAAUCCGUAUGGCAUGAGUAUGGCGGACAUUAUCCAAUUCGGUGCCAACGUAGCGACUGUCGUGUGCCCGCUCGGCCCACGCCUCCGCACCUUUGUUGGCCGCAAAGACAACAGCAAAGCGGGACCUACUGGGCUUCUCCCUGGAGAAAAGGACUCUGCGGAUACGCUUAUCAAGCUGUUCCAAGACAAAACCAUUGACGCGCAUGACCUUGUGGCCCUUGUAGGCGCACACACAACGUCACAACAGCACUUUGUCGACACUACUCGUGAUGGCGACCCGCAAGACUCAACGCCCGGUAUAUGGGACAUGGCGUUCUACCCGCAGGUCACGAACAACGCCCCUCCACGUGUGCUCAAGUUCCAGAGCGACAUCAACUUGAGCAAGGAUUCGAGGACGAGCGGGUCGUGGGCACAGUUCAGCGAUAGGGCCACUGCACAGGGACGAUGGAAUGCGGACUAUGCUAAAGCUUACACUCGGCUCUCGUUGCUCGGCGUCAACAAUAUCAAUGACCUCAAGGAAUGCACAAAGGUUCUACCUGCUGAACGCAAGACAUUCGUUAGCGAAGACCAAGUCUUGCUCGAUAGGUGGCUUCAGGGCGAAUUCGACCAGCUGAAUAAUCUCGUCGACGAUGCGAUCCAGCUCACGAAUGUGAUAUCAACGAGAGAGGAAAAGUAA